AUGAAGAAGCACGGAGUUGUUAUUAAAGAUUCUGUAUUUGGUGUAUUCAGAUGGUCUCCUAAUGAAGAUAAACUACUCUAUCUGGCAGAACGUCAAGAAAAACCUGCAGAAUUUUAUGAUGCUGACUUGGAAUGGAAUGAUACAGAAAAAUUGGCUAAAUUAAAAAUUGGCGAUAAAUUUAAAGUAGUUGAAAGUUGGGGUGAACAGUGUGUUGAAGUGAAGCGACCUAUUAUUUCUAUUUUGGAUAUUAAUGAAGAGAAAAUUGAUAUUUUUGAUGAAGAAUGGAUGGAUAAAAUUACUCCUGAAUCUAUUGUUUGGUGUCCAGAUAAUUCUUCAAUUGCUUUCUUUGGUCUAGACAAUGAACCUUUUAAACUUGGACGGAUAUUUUGUGAUAACAGACCAGGAAAACUUUAUACUUUUAAUUUCAAAACAAAACAACUUAUUCAAUUAAUAACGAACCCCCAAGAUGAAUGUUUAAAAAAUAAUUUCGCUUCUUUCAAUCAACUUUCAUUUUCUCCUGAUGGUAAUUAUUUGAUUUUCUUUGCAAGAAAGGCUGAUGGCCCUCAUUCUGCUUGUUUUGCACUUUGCAAAAUUGAUUGGAAUUCUUGUGACAAAAUAUCAAAAAUUGUUGUGCCAAUUGUUGAUUAUCCAACAAAUGAGAAUUCUUUUGUUGGUAUUUUUGGUCAAUAUGUAUCUAACCGUGCAUGGGACAGUAGUGGACAAAUUUUCUUUUUAACAAGUCUUUCACGUUCUAAAACGGCAAGUUUUUUUAAAUAG
This is a messenger RNA of Meloidogyne enterolobii, 777 nucleotides long. The record is from the annotation of a GenBank genome assembly. NCBI's taxonomy places the organism in Eukaryota, Metazoa, Nematoda, Chromadorea, Rhabditida, Meloidogynidae.